CCGGUGGGCCGUAAGCUACGUAGCGCGUGUUGAAUCUGUAGAAAAUUCCCCUUCUUCCCUCUUCAGUUUUACACAGUUUCAACUGCCUUUUCAGAUCUACAUAACAAGACAAAACAAUGUACGCCACUCCAGUUAGAGCCUUCUCCAAGUCCGCCGUCAGAAUGAACGCUGCCGGUAACACCCCAGCCUCCAAGUGGUUCGGUGCCUUUGGUGGUGUCGCUGUUCUCCUUGGUAUCUUUGCCUUUGGUUUCGACAAGUUGGGCUUGCAAGACAACAUCAAGCACAGUUUCAACAAGACCGGUAUCAACACCAAGAAGGACGAGUAAGCCGAGUGCUCCCGUGUCCUGUGCUAAUACGAUGCUGCAUUGAUUCAAUUCAAAGGUGAUGUGUGUUGUGCCCUGAGGUGCCCUUUUGGCAGUU
Molecule: messenger RNA, 420 nt
Organism: Williopsis jadinii
Lineage: Eukaryota; Fungi; Ascomycota; Saccharomycetes; Phaffomycetales; Wickerhamomycetaceae
Exons: 1
Source: RefSeq, a predicted model, not a curated record